AUGGGCAUCCUUAAAGAAUCCAGCUCUUUAGGGGUGUGGCGGGAAGACCAGCCGUCCAGGCUACGGCAGGAGUCCAAGGCCAGCAUCCUUGAAGCUGCCCACCUGCAAGUCCAGGUCAUGACUCCACCCCUCAAGGAUGGGCAAGGCCAGGGCGUGAGCCAGCGCCUGCUGGGCCAGCCUGUUGGCUCCCAGAGGUGCCCGGAGGAUCCCUUCGCCCCGGGCUCCGCCUCGAUCAGCACCCCCGCUUCCCAGUGUCCACCUCCUGGGCCUCCAACCUGCACGGACGUCCGGAUCCUAGCAGUUCCAGGCUGGAGCCGCCGCCGCCGGCCCGCCGUGCCUCCACCUGCCCGCAGCCCUUGGCACCUGCCCGCGCCGCCCGCGGCCCAGCGCAGCCUAGCCUGCUGGGGGCGGGGCCUCGGGCGUGGAAGCGCCCCCGUCGCCGUGGGAACCGUGGCCGGCGGCGCCUGCGCGGAGGGCCCCGGGGCGGAGCGCUGCCGGCGGACCCGUGCUCUCGGCCGGCGCCGGGGCCGGGGGACGGUGAGACAGGUCAGGGGUCACGAGUUUGCCCCGACAUUCCUCCCGGAAGCGGUCCCGGCCCUCGAGCCCCGACCCCGCCGCGCCGGACUCAGAACGUUGUUCAUGAUCCCCGCCCGCAUUCCCGGGGUCAGCCCGCGGCUCUGGCUGGGAUCCCUCGCAAUGGACACCGACCGGCCGCCGGGUCUGCGACCCCAAGAGCCUAAUGCAGCCCGGGAACUCAGGAGGCGCACGGUCUUUAUUAAGCACCUGCAGUAUGCUGGAUGUCAGGGACCCAGUGGUGAAGCAUCUGGCAAUAUACAGGCUCUCGUGGAGCUUACAGACAUUGUAAACAAUAUUUGCACGAAUAAAUUGAAUUGUAUUUGUGACUCGUGCUUUCUUCCUUAG
Messenger RNA from Lagenorhynchus albirostris (white-beaked dolphin), 921 nucleotides. RefSeq lists its product as uncharacterized. The record is from RefSeq and is a predicted model, not a curated record. The transcript is spliced from 5 exons. The coding region runs from base 1 to 921 and encodes 306 amino acids. NCBI's taxonomy places the organism in Eukaryota, Metazoa, Chordata, Mammalia, Artiodactyla, Delphinidae.